GUCCUAAAUUUAUCCCUCCUUCGGUACUUCACUCCCACUACCAGCCAUACUCGCCCACAUCAUCUCCAAUGGCUUCUCUUCUAAACAGUGUCUCCUCACUCGCACUCUCAAACCGAAAGCUCCAUCUCUUUUCUCCUUCUACCAUUUCUCUCCCCAGGCGGAGGCUCGUCAUUAGAGCAGCAGAAACCGACGCCAACGAAGGAGUUAAAGCUUCAGCUCCGGAUAAGGCGCCUGCUCGCGAGGGCUCGAACUUCAAUCAGCUCCUCGGCAUAAAAGGAGCGGCGCAAGAAUCGGAUAAAUGGAAGAUACGCCUUCAGCUUACAAAGCCUGUAACUUGGCCUCCUUUGGUUUGGGGAGUGGUUUGUGGAGCUGCUGCAUCUGGAAACUUUCACUGGAAUGUUGAAGAUGUAGCUAAAUCGAUAGUUUGCAUGAUGAUGUCUGGCCCAUUUCUUACUGGCUACACACAGACUCUCAAUGAUUGGUAUGACCGGGAGAUUGAUGCAAUCAAUGAACCGUAUCGUCCAAUUCCUUCAGGAGCAAUAAGUGAGAGUGAGGUCAUAACCCAAAUUUGGGUGCUGCUUUUAGGAGGCCUUGGGUUGGGAGCUUUAUUAGAUGUGUGGGCAGGACACAAGUUUCCUAUAAUUUUUUACCUUGCUCUGGGUGGAUCGUUGCUGUCAUACAUAUAUUCUGCUCCACCUUUAAAGCUCAAGCAGAAUGGAUGGAUUGGAAAUUUCGCUCUUGGGGCAAGCUACAUCGGUUUGCCUUGGUGGGCUGGACAAGCUUUAUUUGGGACUCUUACUCCUGACAUAGUUGUCUUGACACUCUUGUACAGCAUAGCUGGGCUCGGGAUUGCCAUUGUAAAUGACUUCAAAAGUAUCGAAGGAGAUAGGGCACUGGGGCUGCAGUCACUUCCAGUUGCUUUUGGAAUGGAAACUGCCAAAUGGAUUUGCGUCGGGGCAAUUGACAUAACUCAGAUAUCUAUCGCUGGUUACCUGCUAGGCGCUGGUAAGCCAUUAUAUGCGUUAGCUCUGCUGGCAUUAAUAAUACCACAAGUGGUUUUUCAGUUUCAGUACUUUUUGAAGGACCCAGUUAAGUACGAUGUCAAAUAUCAGGCAAGCGCACAGCCCUUUCUUGUGUUGGGUCUUUUGGUAACAGCUUUGGCAACCAGUCACUGACCGGAUGACGUGCAAGUGAGAGCUCACUGUCAUUUCCUCGAACCAUCGACUGUUGCUCUGCUGAUUUGCUUUGAGGGUUGGCAGGCUGGAGUGGUGUCAUGGCAUCAGCAAGACUUCAGACCACUGCGCCGGAGAAAUGCUAGAGUGGUAGUAAAAUGUGACAGAGGAAAGAGUUCUUUUUUCCUUCGGCAAUCUAAGACUGCUGCUAAUGUGGUGUAAAUCUGCAUAUCGUUUGGCUCUGAAUAAUUAGCCUCUGUUACAUCACCAGGUUUUUAAGCAUUAUGCAUUUGCA
Molecule: messenger RNA, 1467 nt
Organism: Magnolia sinica
Lineage: Eukaryota; Viridiplantae; Streptophyta; Magnoliopsida; Magnoliales; Magnoliaceae
Product: chlorophyll synthase, chloroplastic
Exons: 15
Coding region: 69-1175 (368 amino acids)
Biological process (GO): chlorophyll biosynthetic process
Cellular component (GO): membrane
Molecular function (GO): chlorophyll synthetase activity
Source: RefSeq, a predicted model, not a curated record